AUCCUUCGUUCCACGAUGUUGCACAUCCCAAGCCUUCCUAGAAGAGCCUCUGGAAUACCAAGAACUCCAGUUCGUUGAAUUGUAGAAGGAGAUAUCAUAUUCUGCCGUGUCUCGUGGUAUGACUUCAGCUCAUACUCACAGUCUUCAACUCGCGCUUUCUUUGCUUUCUCUCUCAAUCUCGCACUGGCGGACAGCGACAGCAAUGGGAGGCAUCUGCAACGCUGGGAACGGCUACAGAGCCGAUACUCUGCCACUUGAUAUGUCUCAUACGCGCAUUCAGAGAGCAGACUGUACUCCUCGCUUUACUGGCAACAUCUCCGAACAGUACAAAGUAAUCUUCCUCCUUUCGUCAAUUGCAGCGGAAUAUGGCAAAUAUGUAGCGCAGAUAAGUUGGCUUAUUUUAUUCCCAGCUUGUGUGCGCUAUCUGUUCUUGGUGUUUGUUCAAAUUUCUUCCCAUUUGAUGUGGAAUACUUCAUCAACGCGUUUGGUUCAUUGUACUGAAGAGACACAGCGACUUCACAAUCAGCGCGAUUCACCUGCCCAGCAGCACACUUUAGGACAGCUUCGCUAAGUUUCAGAGCGUCGCCUCUUGAGAUUCAGGCUUGGAAGUAUAUCACAACGCUCUUCAUCGCAUUCAAAAACAUCUCAACAACAUGCAGAAGGAGAAUAGCCCGUGUAUAUUGAGCAACAUCUGAAAU
Molecule: messenger RNA, 698 nt
Organism: Mollisia scopiformis
Lineage: Eukaryota; Fungi; Ascomycota; Leotiomycetes; Helotiales; Mollisiaceae
Exons: 1
Coding region: 119-571 (150 amino acids)
Source: RefSeq, a predicted model, not a curated record